GCCCCUCUCUCUCUGUCUGAGCGUCACAGUUCUACGCUACAGUAGGUUGCUCUCUCUCCAUUCCUCCCAUCUGGCGGACUGACUGGCCCAUCGCAGUCGUCUCUCUGGUCGCCCUGAGCAGUCUGCCGACACACAGACCCCUAGCAGGUAUGAAGGGAUGGUGGUAGUGAAGGGAGCACAGGGGGGAAAUCCUAUGUGUGCUGAAACCUAGAGGGAUGGAGACAGACCCUGCCUUGGAGACAUGCACUGAGAGCAAAGCAGAGACAGGGGGAGAGGAAACACGAGAGGGACCCAUCACGAGGCCCAGCCCCCUGUCCCCCAAUAGGUCUACAGCUGCUCACACUCCUACAGCACUCACCUCUACUCCCCCUCAGCUUACUUCCUCCUGCCCUCCUAAACUCACCCCCGCCCCCAAUCCCUCUACUAGUACACUCACCCUCACCCCUACGUUCACACCCUUUUCCUCCUCUACACCCACCCCCAAUCCACCUAAACUGACACCCACCCCCUCAUCCCCCCCUACACUCACCUGUAAAACACUCCCUACCCUUACCUCUACAGUACUCAACCCCACCCCAACAUUUACACCUACUUCUCCCUCACUUACUCCCAACUCCCUCACCUCUAAAAUACUCACCCCCAGACCUAGUCUCCCCACACUCACACCCACUCUACCUACGCUCAAGCAUUCCGUGUCUCCCUCGCCUACUAAACUCACUCACAAACCUGCUCCUCUCCCAUUCACCCCCCCCACCCUCACCCCUACUGCCCCUCUACUCACCCCCUCUCCCUCACCUCCCUCCCCCACUGUAUCUGUGAUCCCUUCUCUGCCCCCCUCUGUAACUCAUGGCAAAAUGUCCUUUGCUCCUGGGCCUUCCUUCUUCCUGACCAAUGGGAAUGCAAGGCCACCCACCAUGCCCACCUCUCCACCAAUCACGCCUUUCCAUACCCCAGCCAGCAGACAGGCCCCUCUUCCUCGCCCCCUGGGUACGCCCACUCUGGUGCAAGCAAAUCAGAGCAUCUCGCCUGUUAGACCGAGGGUAUCCCAGCAGGCCUUGCUCCUGGGUCGGAGUCCUUGUUCGAGCCGAGACCAGAUGCUGCUCAGGGCCCAGAUGCUGAUUUUCACCUCUACGUUACGGCCUGUCUCUUCCUCUUCCUCUCACCCUGCCUCCGCUCAGCUCCAGAGUCUAACCCUGCGCCCCUCUGCUCCCGGCACUCUCACAAUCCCCCCCUCUUUACGUCUCAAACCUCCCUCCUCCCCCCUCUCUCCUAUCUCUCGUCCCCUUACACCCCUUUUCCCCCCUCUUCGGCCGCACCCCCAGCCCAGUUCCAUGGCAACAGACAGACAGACCCCACCUACCCGGCACCUCUCAGUCCCGCCUCCAACUCUCUACACUUCUGUGCGGUCUGUCCCUCUGAGACCCAGACUUCAUUCUCCAAACGGCCACAGAGUGGUGCCCCCGAGACACAGCCCCGCCAUGCGACCAUUUGCUGCUGCUGCUGCCCAUCAGGCCCUACCCAGCAGACAGUGUACAGUUCCAGCCACCAGUCUGUCAUCUCAAAGCCCGCCCACACAGUCCACCCCUGGCCAAUCGCAGCUCAACUCAGGCUCUAGGCCCCUUCCCUUGGGUUCUUCCUGUUUUGAUCGGUUACCGCCAGCAUCAAGGCAGCUGCAAAUGAUUGCCCUCUCCGCUGGCUCCACCAGCCGCUUCAGCAGCCAAACACGGCCUGCGGCCAACACACACACCCCACCUUCUGUCCAAUCAAAGUGUCUGGUUCUUGAGUCCCCACCUCCUCAGCUCGAUGCCCAACCACAGAGGACUUCUGACCACGCCUCUCCCCCUCCCACCUCCUCCAUCCACAAAGCCAACUCACCCCUACCAUACCCCCAUUAUCAGGCCAGACACAUUCAGUCAAAAGGAGAAGUGGAUAGACAGGGGGUAAGGGAGGCGAGAGAGCGGGUGGGGGGAGAGGAAGUAAAGAUGGGGGAAAUUGAAGAGGGGCAGAGCGAUAAAGAGAGGGUGGCAGGAGAGAGAAAGGUAACAGGAGAGGAAAAAGGGAUUGUUGAGAAGAGAGCGGAGAGGGUGGGAGAGAAGGAGGACCAGAGAGAUAGAGAGAAGGAGGACCAGAGAGAUAGAGAGCGGGUGGGAGAGAAGGGAUUGCUGACAAGAAAGGAGAAAGGAGAGGCUGGAGGAGAGGAAGAAUGGAUAGAGAGAGGUAAACAAUAUGAGAGACUGAGAGAGAUGACAGGAAUAGAGGAGGAGAGGGGGGAAAGGAUGAAGAUAGAGGGAGAGGAGCAGAGAGAAAGGAUGGAGGUAGAGGAGGAGGAGCCGGGACAGAAAGAUGCGAUGAAAGGAGAGAAGGAGGUGGGGACUACCAUUGACCAGGACACUCCGAUAGACCCUCACCCCAAUGCAGACCCGGCUACUCAGAAUCACAUACACUUCGAUGCCCUCUCACACACACCUCAUAACCCCACCACCUCAGGUUCCCCCAUAGACCUCCAGCGACCAUCGGACUGUCCCAUAGAGCGACCCCCAGACCUACCCCACAAGGACCAAGAGGACCUCUGUGAGAACAUGUCCACUCAGUCUGACAACCACUCAGUCUUGUCCAGUCUCUCCUCUCAGUCUCCCCCUGCCUCACCCUGCCUCACCCCUCCAUCUGACUUCCCUCCUCCUCUCCUGCCUGUUAGCCCCUCCCACUCAGAGACCCUCAGCCUAUCACAGAGCCGCUCUGAGACCCUUAGCCUAUCAGAGCGCGAGCCUUGGACACAGAGGGUGUGGCCAGAGGGCGGGAGGCGUGUCUUAACUCACCUGGUGGAGGGCUUCGUCAUACACGAGGGGCUGCAGGCGUUCCCGGUGAACCGCUCAUCUCUGUUGUUGGGAGGGCAGGAGGGUGUCUCCCAGAAUGGGAACACAGAGGGGGCGGAGUUAUUACCAUUGACAGACACACCAGAGCCACUGGAACAUUUCAGCGAAUCAGAACGAGUGGGUGUGGCCACAGAUGACCCGCUGACAGGUACCAGAGAGAGACAGAGGGGGGUGUUACAGUGUGAGUCUUGUGGGAAGAGAGGCCAUGCCCACUCCUUCCACCGCUCCAAAAGAUACUGCUCCACUUCCUGUGCCCGCAGGCUUAAUGUAGGGAUGUCUAAACGUCUGCGUGCUCUGAGUGCAGGCAGCCAGCCAGAGGGGCGGCGCUCUGCGAUAAACAAGGAGGAGUCUAUUCCUGGCAAGCCCCUCUUACUGCGACUGCCACGCGAAAUAUGGAGCGCCCAUCGCCGUGACUACGAAGGGGAAGACGGGCAUGCUGUUCCCAUAACGACCAGGCUGGAGCGCAGAGCGGCACGGAGGGCAAGGAGGGCAUCAGAGCCAGCGAUGACCCCUAGUAACCCCACCGUGACCUCUACUGAACCCACACCUGCACAGUGGAGUGUAGCGCAAGUCUGGGACUUUAUACACACACUGCCAGGUUGUGUGGAGGUUGCAGAGGCGUUCCGUGUUCAGGAGAUAGACGGCCAGGCCCUGCUGCUGCUCACUGAGGACCACCUGAUGACCAGCAUGAACAUCAAACUGGGACCAGCGCUCAAGAUCUGUGCCCACAUCAACACACUCAGACACACGUAGAGAGGGAGAGAUGGAGGUGAGGUGGGAGGGUGGGUGGAGGAGAAUAUAGAGAGAAGAAAAAAGGGAGGGGUGGGGGGACGGUCUAAGGCACUGCAUUGCAGUUGAGGCGUCACGACAGACCCGGGUUCGUUCCUAGGCUGUGUCACAACCGGCCGUUGACCGGGAGUCCCAUAGGGCGGCAAACAAUUGGCCCAGCAUUGUCCGAGUUAGGGGAGGGUUUGGCCGGCGGGGCGUUACUUGGCUCAUCGUGCUCUAGCGACUCCUUGUGGCGGGCCGAGCGCCUACAGGCUGACUUCGGUAGUCAGUUGAAUGGUGUUUCCUCCGACACAUUGGUGCAGCUGGCUUCCGGGUUCAGCGGGCAUGUGUUAAGAAACACGAUUUGGUGGGUCAUGUUUCGGAGGACGCAUGACUCGACCUUCGCCUCUCCUGAACCCUUUUUGGAGUUGCAGCAAUGAGACGAGAUCGUAAUUGGAUAUCACGAAAUUGGGAAGAAAAGGGGGUAAAAAACAAAACAAAAGAAAAAGUGAGGGAAAAUAGUGAUUGAUAGAUGGGAGAAGAGAGGGGGUCGGAGAAGGGGGGGGGGAGAUUAUCAACUGAGAGCUGAGAGCAAUCAGUGAGAGAGGAAGGAGGAUUUUGUUAUAUUCUGUUGUGUCUAUGUACAUAUUUUACAAUGCAGUCUAUUGAUUGUAAAUCUUAAACAUUUUCAUGAAGGAUUGUAAUAUACAGUAUGUAUUUGUCUGUUUGGUAAUUAUUUUAGAAUGUGGUGUCACAUGAAAACUGUCAAAUCUGUUUUGAUUUUACACAGCUGAUACAGAUUUUUUGUAUCACUGUGUGAAAAAUAAGGUCUUAACUAAAAAAAUUAUUACGUUUUAUAUAUGAUCUGAGCAAAAAGUUAGGUCUUAUUUGUCUCAUAACCAUGUCGUUUUGUGAGAUUUCUUAAUUUUUUCUCUUAUCCUUCCUCUUCAAACUCUGUAAUAAAUCAAAUGAAUUUA
Salvelinus fontinalis (brook trout) is the source of this 4618-nucleotide messenger RNA. Its product is annotated as histone-lysine N-methyltransferase, H3 lysine-79 specific-like. The transcript has 12 exons. Gene Ontology annotation, cellular component: nucleus; PRC1 complex. Lineage: Eukaryota; Metazoa; Chordata; Actinopteri; Salmoniformes; Salmonidae. The record is from RefSeq and is a predicted model, not a curated record. Gene Ontology annotation, molecular function: protein binding; zinc ion binding. Bases 216 to 3626 code for a protein of 1136 amino acids.